AUGUCCCACGAAUAUAGUCAUACAAGUGGCAUGUUGGGCGCUCGAACCGGACAUAAAAGCUUACACUUACCCGUUGAGAUUCUACUUCGAAUAGCUCCUCAUCUCGAAUCCGGCUAUGAAUCUUCAGACCUAGCAGAAUGGCAGAAGGGUCUGGAAUUGAUCGCCCGGAGAAAUCUUUGGACUUUCUGUCUCGUUGGCCCAGCAUGGCGGGCAGUUGGCCAGAUGUUUCUGUUCCGACACUAUAGGGCGACGAAAACUUUACCGCUGUUUCUCAGGUCUCUCGUUGAGUGCCCUGACCUUGGAGAACUUGUGGAAUCUGUUUGUAUAGACAGCUUCUCUUAUGAAACCCUGCGUGGAUAUCAAGAAGCGACGAUGCUACUGAAAAAAAGAAGCAAACAGCUUGGAAUUGAGUUUCCCCGCGAUGAGGAUACGACGAAUCUGCCAGAGUGGAUUGUCACAGGCAACGAAGUCCAGUCAUUCUUGGCGACUAUGUUGCUGGCACACACGACUCGGGCGAAGCACGUAAAGCUGCCAGUACAAUGGUCGGGUGAAGUUUUAAAGAACCUCGUGGUUGCUGAGAGCUUAUCAACAGUUACAUCGCCACAAAACCCACGCACCCGAUUCAAAAAUCUAGUACACUUGACCCUUGGCAAACCGGAUUCUCUAGGAGGAGGAGGGCCGGAGUUCCUCCACGACACCAUUGAAUACUCGUGCGCGCUUCAACUCGCGCCAAACCUGACCUCUCUCGCUCUCUUCGACUUCAUUCCAAUCAAGUCUCCUCUAGGCCUCAGUCUUGAUAAUCUGUUCGCAAACCUUACGAGUCUAAAAAUUGGUGGAAGCCCGCGUAGCACACAAUCGUUCGUGGACCACUAUAAGUCGAUUUGCAGGGUCUGCAGAAUUCUGGAAGAGAUUCAGAUUAUCAUGCCGCAGCACCCCAGCCGGAGAGCUAGUUUGCUAGAAUCAUUACAGCCUUUCGCACCUACUCUCAAACGGCUACGACUGAGCAUUGAUAUAGGUACUAUGUCUAUUGAGCAUCCAUCGUGGGAGUGGGACGGCCUGGAUUUGUUGCAACAACUCACCCGUCUGGAUACUUUGCGAUUAGAUUUCAACCGCGCCCUCUGUCGCGACCAUUCCACGCCCUUUCCACGCGAGGCCGUCCGAACAGGGGCGUUUUUCGAUUCAUUGCCGAUUUCACUGCGUACUUUAUUUUUGCCAGGGUGCAACUGGGCCAUUAGAAGUCCGAUGGACCACACGAUUCGACGUGAGUACCACACAAUAGAGCGAUUGAUUACAAGGAUACGACGUGGUGAUCUUCCGGAAUUCCGAACCCUGCACAUCGCUUGCAACCGUCGAGCUCCAUCCCCUUUCUUCGGACAACUUGAGGAUUUGGGAGUCGAAGUUGUUCAUUACAAUCAUCAUGCGACAUUGUGUGGUGGUGACCUUGCAGCUCUGGAUGUUGAGAAUUGGAAACUACUCUAG
Molecule: messenger RNA, 1479 nt
Organism: Colletotrichum tamarilloi
Lineage: Eukaryota; Fungi; Ascomycota; Sordariomycetes; Glomerellales; Glomerellaceae
Exons: 1
Coding region: 1-1479 (492 amino acids)
Source: RefSeq, a predicted model, not a curated record